AUGGCGCAAAAUAGCGCCAUCCUCGGGCAAUUUCUAUAUUUAUUUGCUACAUUAAUUCACUCAACUUAUAGAAGCAAUAAAUUAAUUGACUAUGAUGAAUUUCAAAAACUUUGCUCUUUAGAUGAAAAUUUUUCUAGAUAUCUCUGACCAUUUUAUCAAAUUAUGCUGAUGGCAAUGCAAAGGAAAAUGCUGCAUUGACUUCAGGGGCAGAUAUCUUAA
Messenger RNA from Blepharisma stoltei, 219 nucleotides. NCBI's taxonomy places the organism in Eukaryota, Ciliophora, Heterotrichea, Heterotrichida, Blepharismidae. The record is from the annotation of a GenBank genome assembly.